This is a messenger RNA of Hemiscyllium ocellatum (epaulette shark), 6991 nucleotides long. It is a transcript of the gene vat1, whose product is annotated as vesicle amine transport 1. Gene Ontology annotation, molecular function: oxidoreductase activity; zinc ion binding. The record is from RefSeq and is a predicted model, not a curated record. The transcript is spliced from 6 exons. The coding region runs from base 39 to 1157 and encodes 372 amino acids. NCBI's taxonomy places the organism in Eukaryota, Metazoa, Chordata, Chondrichthyes, Orectolobiformes, Hemiscylliidae.
GAGAAGACGAGGGUGGGAAAAAAAAAGAAGAGAGAGCCAUGUCUGUGGAAGAAGUUAAAGAAGCGCCGUUAGAACAGGAGCCUCAGCAAGAAACCAAAGAGCCGGAGCCAGUGGCUACAUACAAAGCCAUUGUGCUGACUGGCUUCGGGGGCUAUGAUAAACUAAAAGUGGAGCUCAAGAAGGAUACCCCCACUCCGAAAUCAGGCGAAAUUCUAGUCCGAGUCAAGGCUUGUGGCUUGAAUUUCGCUGAUUUGAUGGCUAGGCAGGGUCUCUACGAUAGACUGCCGGCUUCACCGCCCCUGGUUCCAGGCAUGGAGUGUUCUGGGCUGGUGGAAGCGGUCGGGGACGAUGUGACCGACCGAAAGGUUGGUGACAGUGUAAUUGUAAUGAACAGAGCAGGAUUGUGGUCAGAACUGGUUGUGAUUCCGGUCAGUAAUACCUUCCUGAUGCCUGACGGGAUGAGUUUUGAAGAGGCUGCAGCCAUUCCAGCCAAUUAUGUUACCGCAUACAUGAUGAUCUAUGACUUUGCAAAUCUGCGCCCAAAUCAGAGCAUUCUCAUCCACAUGGCAGCUGGUGGUGUGGGGACUGCUGCAACGCAACUGUGUAAAAUAGUUAAAGAUGUGACUAUCUUUGGAACUGCUUCGGCAGCUAAACAUGAAGUCAUCAAAGAACAGGGUGUGACUCAUCCAAUUGACUACUCCACCUUGGACUAUGCUGAUGAAGUUCGAAAGAUUUCCCCAAACGGUGUUGACAUUGUUUUGGAUCCCCUGGGUGGAAGUGACACAACUAAAGGCUUUAAUCUGCUCAAACCAAUGGGAAAAAUCGUAUUAUAUGGUGCAGCAAAUCUUCUGACUGGACCAAAACGGAAUCCAUUAGCCAUAGCAAAGUUGUGGUGGAAUAAGUUCACCAUUAAUAGCUUGCAGCUGCUGCAUUCCAACAAAGCUGUGUGCGGCUAUCAUCUGGGUUACCUGCAGAUUGACCAGAUUCAGGAUGCUGUCACCAAGCUGCUUUCUCUGUACAAAGAAGGGAAAAUCAAACCUCGAAUAGACUCUGUGUGGUCAUUUGAACAGAUUGGAGACGCUAUGAAGCAAAUGCAGGAGCGCAGAAACAUUGGGAAAGUUAUUCUGGUCCCAGAAGCAAAGAAGGCUGAAAAUUAGUCUGACUGUAUUUCCAAUAGAAGGCAGGGAAUAACACUUGUAAAUUUAGCUCAAAGUGCUAACCUUUUAUGACCUGAAGAUGGACAGAUGACUAAUUUUAAGCUUGAAGCAGGGAAGCAAAUCUUGACUGAUCCUGUAAUCAGGUGCAUUUUAGUUCUGGUUUGCUGCUUAAAAGUUACCAUCCUGUUUAAUGGGCCUUUCACACAACCUUUUAUCCUCUUGUUCUCUCUUCUCUUCCCCCCCCAACAUCCCAAUCUCCAAUAUGUUCAACAAUUUAAAAAAUAUAGAACAUCUGCAGCUGACAGCCUGACAUAGUUCUGCGUUGGCACCCCUUUGUCUCCAAUGACUCCAAACUACUGUAAUUAUAAUCCACCAUGUAGAUCAAAGAUCCAAAAUAUUGGAACAAUUGUGUUGAAUCUUCCAAACUGAGGCACAAAUUGACCACUUGUGGACAGCACAGAAUUGUAAAAUAUUGUGAAACUUGAUUGGCUUUCACUGUACAUCUACACCACUGAUGCCUGACUUUCAGGAACUGCUGAAUGUGUGAUCUGUGCAGUAAAUGCACCUCCCCUUUCUUUUUUGAUUCAAUUAUUUGUCCACCCUAUUGAAUUCCAUCUGUCCAUGUAGAAAACCUUAAAGGGUUAGUACUAAAUGGUUCACAUUAGAGAUAAGUGCUGUUUGAUCAAUUGAACCUGUGGAGAGUGUUAGCUGUAUAUGGGGUUUUAAGGACUCCUUUUAUUUCAACUGAGUUCUAGCUGGGACUGUACACUGAUCCAGGCUACUUGAUUGGCAAUGGUUCGGUCCAGACCAGUAACUAACAAAUUGUCACCCAAAAACACCACCAAGUGACAUUUAGUUUUCAUACAGUAACCACUAACUACUUCAUUGGAUUCUGAUCCUACUCCAUGUUUGAUAAUUAUGACUCGAGUUGGAACUGUUUGAGCCUUUUGAUAUACUGUACCACUUAUAAUUUACAGUGCCACUCGAUUUCUUCCAAUAACCGGCUGAAACUAGUCUCUUGUUUCUAUUAUUGACUUUUUUUUUUAAAAAUGAUGUUCUGGCUAGAAUGAUCAAAACCUGGAGUAGCUGCACAUUCCCAGUUAUAACUUGGCCAAAGGCAAUGAUUUAUUUCUCUGCUGUUCAGUCUUGUAAUUCAUGAUCAGUGACUUUUUUUGUCUGAGGUCUCUUUUUUUUGUUCCAUGUACUUCUGCCAUCAACCUUUUGUACCUCUGACUCAAAUGGGCAGUGCUAGUUAGAGCUGAUAUGUCCCAAUGUGCACAUUAGAUAUGUACAAGUCCAACCACAGUAACCAUGUUUCCUUGCUCUCACUUUAACAUGGUUUGUGUCUGUUUACAGCAGAUUGAACUGCCAUUCCCUGGCUGAUGAAAAUUAAUAGAUUCCUCUAGCUUUAGUGACUGACAGUACAGGGUGCGUUGGUAAAUGUUUAGGGCAAGCAGAGCUAAGUAUUUAAUGUGCUAAACUGAAUCCAAAUUCCAGAAAUAUAAUGAAUUCUGUUGACCGAAUCUUGGACCGUUGCCUCCUACUCUUUAGGAUCUAUCCUGGAAUGGCCAAAUCCUGUUUGUCCGUGCACUGUGGUGUUUUUUUUGCAUGGGAAAAUCCACAGUAAAGCAAAUUAAAUCUGAAUUUAUUAAUGCUACACAUGUCCAGAACUGACCUUUUUAAAUCCUAAAAGAAAAUUGACCAGAGGCAACUAGUGACUCAGUCAAUAAAUUACUGAGACCAAUGCAAGUUGCACUCUUUUACUCUGUUUACAUUACAAAAGUGCAUAAAGUUUGAUUCUAUAGGGCCAGCUGCUUGACCUCUUGCUAAAUGUGUACUGUCUAUAUGAACACAUAUAUAGGAGUACAUAAUUGCAAUAAGGAUCUAACUGUGGCACCAUCUCAACUGCCUCUUGUGCUUAAGGAAUGAAUCCACAAGUAAUAACUUCAUCCUGCACAAUAGCCAAAUUCUUGUCUUUACUUUUGGGUCUGUGCCAAGAUAGCAUCUGGAUUUUAUAAAUUCCAUCUCCAUCUCUGUACAGUAUGAGACUUCAGGCUGGGUGUCACUAAGAUUUGUCAAUAAGGCUGACUCCACCUUUUUCUGCACAGGGCACUUGACUGAUUUUUUAACAUCCAGGUCUGAAUUUGGUGCUGUUUGGCAAGAUAAAAUGCCAAGUAUUCUUUACUAAAUUAAGUUUCACGACCAUUUAUAAUGUCUUAUGUCAAAGGUAAUCUCUGCCUAUCGAGUAUUCAAAUACCUGCCAAACCAGAGUACAAAUCCAGUGCCUUGUGAAAACUCUUAACUAGUUUUGUUAUAUUCUCACUGGAUAAAUCAAUAAAAGAACUGUCUGUAGAUUCCAAGAUGAACUUUUUAAAAUGCAUUUUCAACAGCUAGUGAAAUAUAAUUUGUCAGUAUGAUCUUAAUGGCAAUUUAGUUCUAUCCAUUUUUUAAUUUGAAGCCACAUUUUGUUUGAAACUCCACAGAAAAUGUUUUUGCCCCAGGAGGUUUUAUUCUUGGUGUUGUUACCAUUUUUUUAAAAAAAAAGUUGGAUUCUGGAUCUGCAACUCUUCAAAGCAUGAAGUCCUAUUUGCUUUCCCAAACUCCCAUGACACAUUUAGGCUUUUUCCAAGUGGCUAAACCAAAAGAGUUGGGUUAAGCAAGAUAGCAGAAGAUAAGAUAAAUACGUUCCAAUAUUAGGCUUUCCUGUAAACUGUCACAUGAUUUGAGAUCUCUAUUGUUUGUGUCCACCAUAAACCUUGCCCUCGUCUGAAUGUAGAAUCUUAACCACUUGCUGUUUACAAUAAUCAUUUUUAUCAAAAUUGCCACAGUCUUCAAUGUGUACGAAAGACCAGAGAGAAGCCUCUUUCUGCAUUGAAUUGUUUCCCAGCGGUGGUUGAAAGAUUGGUCAGUCUCAGCUACCUCAUCCUUUGUACCUAUUGUACAUUAUAAUGUGGUCAGCAACAUAGUGGUGAACAAGCUCUUACCCACCUCCCAGAUCAAGAAUAGCUUUGACAGAGUAAAAUCAUGAAAUUGCCCUAAUCCUGCAGUGUCAUGUUUGUGGAUUCUGAUGAACAAUGGGUUAAAAUCUGAUGGAAGAAGUAAAACAAUUGGGAGUUAGUAAUUGGGAGCAGAAGGUAACUGUAAGAAAAUGGACUCCUCAUGAAAAAUGUCCUACUAAUGUUUAGUGGAAUCAUUUGUGACUGCAAAUUUUAAUUGGUUAACCUCUGUUAUGCUGUACCCUUUUAUCACAUGUGGCCUUACUACUCUAGCCCUUUUCAUGUGCUAUAAGUUUGUAUCUUAAGAAAUCAGAGAAAAAGGAGUUCAGACACGUUGCUGAGAUUUUUAUUGAAUGUGGUGUGAAAUGGGAGGUAUCUUGUUUACCAAAUAAAAUCUACAACCUUUGCAGAAAUAACUGGGGACCAAAGAAUAUUUGAGCAUUUGGAAUCUUUACAAAUUGCCCAAGUGGACAGAUGAGUUUUUCAUUAUUUUUAUACAGGGAAAUCAACUCAUACAUGUCUUGUGUUAAACUAGAGAGGGCAUGUACACUUUUCUUUUGUUAACCAAUGGACUACUUGGAACACUGGCAAUCUAUUGAAUUAAGUUAAGAACAACAUCUCACUUGUGACUGAGGCAAAGUAGGCAGUCGCUCGUGAUCAGAUUUGUUUAUUUCACUGGUCAUUUUGCUUUAACUUUCUGUUCGAUCAACUAUUUCACUCCAACAGCCAAGUCCAUGCAAGAUUCUUCCAUUCCUUCCCAUUUUCUGUUUUUAUUUAAGACCAGGCUCUCUAAGUCAAGCAAUUUGUGGAUCUUGAUGCACUGCAACUGAAUUAGCUGAAGAGGUGAUGUUCAACAUUGCAAUCCAUUUCUUUCUUUUGUUGCUACUCACUGAAUUCCACUGAUCCAAAUGGGCUCAAAGUUAGUCCCAGGUUUGUGCUGAGCCGACUCAACUAUAGAUUUAGAGACUCUCUAUAAUCAGCUUACUGUCCUGCUGAAACAUGGCAGCAUACUCUGGAAAGGCAAUGGAUCAUGACGCUGCACCCAAACUUAAUUUUUCCCCGUCAUUUCUUUUCCUCAAAGCAAUUUCCAUGAAUUAUAGACCGAGAACUGAAAACAAAACUUGAUAUCCCACUCAUCUGUCCACUGAAGUAGUUUGAAACUUUGUAUACACAAUGCCUUAUUCAAAGCUGAGCCUGAGCAACAGCUCAAAUGUCUUGAAGCUUACUAAAAAUGUGCCAAUUUCUUGAAAACUAGGGAACCGGUUGGUUCUGAAUGUGAUUUGAAUGAUGUGAUGGAAUUUGAGAGAUCCAUUCCUGUGGUUAAGCUUGAUGUCCGUUAAAGGAAGGGACUAAUGUUCCAAAUAAAACUUUGUCCAUUGUCAGGAUUUAAAAGGGCCAAAUCUGCCUUCAUGUGGCUUAUUAUGUAACCCUGCGACCUUUGAUUUACAGUUGCAAGUCCCUUUUUUGAUUAGGGUCUGGAUGUAUAUACCUGGCUGCUCAGGGGCAUUCCAAUUCCAAUAACACCUAAACUGCAAAGACACAUCAACAUUGUAAAGUCACUGUAGUGAUCUGAAUACUUUUUUUUGUGCUUGAUUAGGGAAUCUUGAGUUAUAUCUGGUUCUUGAUACCUUUUCAAAUAUGCAUUUGCAUGAUUCUUCAGUGUGCAUGUGUAUGGAGGUAAUUUGUGUGUGAAGCAGAAUUUCUGAUUUUUGUUUUGAUUUGAUGCAUCUGAGUGGCUUACUCAGCAACUUGGCAGUACAGUUCUGAUUAGUGUGCAACUGAACGCAUGUAUAGUCCUGAAUGGACAAAUUAAUGUGAAAGCUGUGGCCUUCUGCUUAACUUUGUCUAAGUGAACUCCUUUUGUUGACCAUGAUGUGGAGGUGCCGAUGUUGCAUUAGGUUGGACACCCAAUCACAUGACACCAGGCUAUAAUCCAACAGGUUUAUUUGAAAACACUAACUUUCGGAGCCUCCCUCCUCCUUCAGGUGCUAGCACCUCUACAAUGCAAACAUCAUGUAUACGUCCUGUUUAUUUCUCCCAUUAAACUAGAUCCUCCACUUUUUCUCAGCAUAGAGCUUGUUUCAUUAUUCAUUACCUUUUUUCCAAGCUGGUAACUACCAGUAUAUCUAACAGAGAUUAUGGCUUCAUUUAAUGAGUUUAUAUGACUGUGUCUAUGAUCCCUUCAUUCAUACAGUUUUACGAAUGUAAUUGCAACUGUCUCCUGUUUUUGAGCACACUUAGAAGGUAUUUUCGCCCCAUGGAAUUCAAUCAUUUUUAUUGUUUUUCUUUAUCUAGGACAAUCAGAAGUCCAGGUGCUGAAUCAAGAUGUUAUACAGUACUGCCUAGUACACUGUGUGGUAAAUUGGAAUAGGAAGAAUGUCCAUACUAAAAGUUCUGACUUUUCGUACAUUCUAAUUCUGAUUGCUGGUUUCUAAAGCCUAGCACUUAAGAAGAUUAAAGUGGAUUAGCGUUUAUGACAAAUGUUUAACACCAAGAAUAAUGUAUUUUGAAUCUGCUCAGUUAGUCUUUAAUGGGGGAUUUUAUUGCUGUGCAUUAGAAUAAUGUUAGCUGGCCAACUCUAGUCUCAAAAGGAACUUGCAACUGGAAAUUCACUGAAGGCACAAACUGUCCUUUUCUCAAAUAGGUCAACGUUAACUGCGCUCGAUUUUAUUCAGUGUUUUAAUCUCGUACUAAAAGCUGCUUUUUGUAUGUGUGUGUGAAACAGUUAAAACUGUGCAGUUGCUGUUUAGAUGGAUCCUAUGAAAUGUAAUGCUGUUUAAUGCCAGGUGUUACCAUAUGCCUUAAAUGUUUAAUAAAAUGCAUACCUAAAAUCCAAAA